AUUGAGAAGCAAAAAGGAGAGCAUUGUUUGCUAGAAGCGUCUUUUACCUUAAAAUCAAAGAACUACAGACCCACUGAAUUAAAAGAAAGAAAGAAAGAAACCUCUUAACAGUCUGUUCAAUCUGUAAUAAGUGUUUCAUUACCAGCAGUUGUCUGACUUGUGACCCAACGUGCUUUAAAAUCACUGAUGUAUUUUUUAGAGAGUCUUGUGCUGCAGGUGGGUUUGCUAUGAGUCAUGGUAUAUUCCUAGGGACAUUUUUCCACAGUUAAUUUUUUUUUUUCAGUCAGCACCGGUGGGCACUUUGAUGUGCAAAUUUUUAUGCAGGUACAAUAGAGUGCGUGUCUAAUGGAUCCUAUUGGGGCCUUUGCUGAGUCGAGGGAAGGACUACAGCUGUCUCUGACUGCCAGGUCGCACCCAACCAUGGAGUCGAUGUUGAACAAGCUAAAAAGCACCGUCACUAAAGUGACAGCAGAUGUCACCAGCGCCGUCAUGGGCAACCCAGUGACGAGGGAGUUUGAGGUCGGGCGACAUAUUGCGAGUGGAGGUCCUGGGCUGUGCUGGAGGAUUUACAAUGGCAGUAAAAAGUCCACCAAACAGGAGGUGGCAGUGUUUGUGUUUGAUAAGAAGAUGAUUGACAAGUACCAGAAGUUUGAGAAGGACCAAAUCGUCGAUUCAUUGAAAAAGGGAGUGCAACAAUUGACCAGACUGCGUCACCCUCGUCUCUUGACCGUGCAGCAUCCUCUGGAAGAGUCUCGAGACUGCUUGGCAUUCUGCACAGAGCCAGUGUUUGCUAGUCUGUCCAAUGUGUUGGGCCAGUGGGACAAUCUGCCCAGCCCCGUGCCCAACGACAUCAAGGAGUACAAACUCUAUGAUGUGGAGACCAAAUAUGGCUUGUUACAGAUGUCGGAGGGUUUGUCGUUUCUCCACGGCGGGGUGAAAAUGGUCCACGGCAACUUGUGUCCAGAGAAUAUCAUCCUCAACAAAAGUGGAGCCUGGAAGAUCAUGGGCUUUGACUUCAGCAUCUCUUCUAACAACCCUUCAGACCCUGAGCCCAAGUACACAUGUAAAGAAUGGGAGCCCAACCUUCCUCCUCUGUGUCUCCCUAACCCCGAGUACCUGGCCCCUGAGUACAUACUAUCCGUCAGCUGUGACUCUGCCUCGGACAUGUACUCUCUCGGUGUGGUCGUACAUGCUGUAUUCAAUGAAGGCAAACCUGUUUUCCAAGUCAACAAACAUGAUAUUUUUAAGAGUUUCAGCCGGCAGCUGGACCARCUGAGCAACAUCAGCCCAGCUCUGCUCAACAAAGUCCCAGAAGAAGUGCGGGAGCACGUCAAGAUGCUUCUCAGCGUCUCUCCAAAUGUCCGACCCGAUGCCGACCAAAUGACAAAGAUUCCCUUUUUCGAUGACGUGGGCGCAGUCACCCUGCAGUACUUYGACACCCUUUUCCAAAGGGACAACUUACAGAAAUCCCAGUUCUACAAAGGUCUUCCUAAAGUGCUGCCCAAGCUACCAAAGAGAGUUGUGGUGUAUCGCAUCUUGCCGGCGUUGACUUCUGAGUUCGUCAACCCAGACAUGGUUCCCUUCGUCUUACCCAACGUGCUGCUGAUUGCCGAGGAGUGCACCAAGGAGGAGUACGUUCGCCUCGUCUUGCCUGACCUCACGCCUGUUUUCAAACAGCAGGAGCCGAUCCAGGCUAGUAAUAUGAUCCUGCUGAUAUUUCUGCAAAAGAUGGACCUCCUCUUGACGAAGACUCCUGCAGAGGACAUCAAGAACAGCGUGCUUCCCAUGGUCUACAGAGCCCUCGAGGCUCCCUCAGUGCAGAUCCAGGAGCUGUGCCUGAACAUCAUCCCAACGUUUGCCAACCUGAUCGACUACCCGUCCAUGAAGAAUUCCCUCAUCCCCCGAAUCAAAUCAGCCUGCCUACAGACCUCCUCGCUUGCUGUGCGAGUGAACUCUCUAGUGUGUCUGGGAAAGAUUUUGGAAUAUCUAGAUAAGUGGUUUGUUAUCGACGAGAUCCUWCCUUUCCUUCAGCAGAUCCCUUCUAGAGAACCAGCAGUACUUAUGGGAAUUUUAGGGAUCUAUAAGUGCACUUUUAGCCACAAGAAGCUUGGGAUCCCCAAAGAGCAUCUUGCCACCAAGGUCUUACCCCACCUCGUGUCUCUUAGCAUAGACAACAACCUCAACCUUAAUCAGUUUAACUCUUUCAUGCUGGUUAUCCGUGACAUGCUGAGCCGCAUGGAGGCUGAGCACAAAACCAAGCUGGAACAGCUCCACAUCAUGCAGGAGCAGCAGAGGAGUCUAAACAUCUCAAAUCCAUCGAGCCAAUCCGAUGAGACAAAGAGCCCACCCAGCUCUGGAAACCAGAUUGAUGACAUAUUUGGCAGCACGAGUGUAAAUGGAAAAGAAAAUGGAUCUGCUCCACCAACCUCCCAGCCUAACAGAAUGUCUCUGACUCUGGAGGAGAAACAAAGAUUGGCUAAAGAGCAGGAACAGGCGGCCAAACUGAGGAGCCAGCAGCCGUUGGCACCGCAGAGCAUCAAACCUGCAAGCACCAGCAGCUCACAGACGAAGGACUUGACCAGCAGUCUUCUCAACAACAUGACAUCUUUGAAUAGUCUGUCUUUGGCCAACUCGGCACGAUCGCCCCCAGUGCAGGGCGCCACCAUGUCUGCCUUCCCCACCUCUAACCCCAUGGUUGGUUCCAUGGGCGCUCCGGUUUCUAAUGGUUUCAACCCACCAAUGGGCUUCCAGACAGGAGGCAUGGGGAUGGGACCARCAGCUCCCGGUUUCUACGGUGGGAUGGCCUCCACCACCAGCGCCCCGAACUUCGGAGCCCUCACGCAGACUCAAGCACCAACGGGACCGACUAGUAAAGCCCCGGACAUGUCAGCCCUGGACAGUCUGUUUACAGCCAGCAAACCCAAAGUCGCUCUCAACCAAAUGGGUCCAAAACCCACCCCUGGAGCCAACACRCCUUGGAUCAGUCAGUUCACCCCUGCCCAGAACGCUCAGACUCAAAUGCCGGGCAUGGCGGCGGGAAUGGGAGGGAUGUCCGGUGGGUUUGGGAUGCAGGCGAACCCCUUUUUCAGCCCGCAGAACUUCUCUCAAGCAGCUGCCGCCCCGACAGUGAACCCAAGCGGAGUCAAACAAAGUGCGUCUGUGAACAAUGAUCUCAAGGACUUAUUUGGCUAAAGAGAACAUCAGGUGUGAGAUUUUAAUAACUGUGAAACACGAUAGCUUUGAAUUCUCACAGAACAAGACACUUGAUGAUUGRAGUACUUUUAAGGGUCGUAUUGUUUGUACUUUUAUGCUCACUUGGAUUUAAAGUCUGACUUGUGCUCACAUUCUGCUGGAAAAUGAACCUGCACCUGAUUUCCAUUUCUAUUAGAUCAGAAGAAACAGUUGGGAUUUGUUGAAAUCCUUGGGGUUGGGAGGUUUUCCUACUGUUUUGUACUUGACAUUUUUGGGGCAUCAGAGUGUUGGGUUAAGAUUUAAUUCGGUUUAUUUUGAAAGGUUUGUGUCUGUUUUGAGUUGUUUURUUGUUUUUGUCAGUCGUAUCGUAAAAGAUUUUCAGGCUUUUGUGCUUUUCACCGCUUCUCCGGAACAUUUUGCUGCACGUCUGAAGUGAUCAGAAUGCUUGGCUACAGAACAAAGACAUCAUCCAUCAAAGUGUCUGAGUCCAGGGGGAGGUAUACUGCAGCCACUGAUCUGCAUCCAGGAGGUUCUUUUGUGGAAACAAAUCAAAUGCGAGUGUAGAAAAUUAGCUGUUUAAAUAGGACCCAAAAAAAUAGAGCCUCUUUUGUAGUGCAUCUUCACGGUAACCCAUCCUGUGCAACCUAGUUAUGUUGUUUGGUAGCUCGGAAAAGAAUUUGGGAGUAAAAUUUGUAUCUGCAUCCUGUCAUGGAGGCAGUAACGAGCAAGCCCACUGCUUUUGUGAUUGUGCCUUACAGGGGUACACGUGUAAAGCUAAACUGCACUCAUUUUUUAAAUCAUUUUCUUACCUCAUCUGCAAAAAUAUAUAUAUUUUUUUGUGUCUAGCGACCAAUCACAUUAGAUUUCUUUUGAGGAGAUGCUGAGGACCUCGGGGGUCCUCCAUUUGUUGAUCAGUUUUAUGAAAUAAAGACUAUAUUUCUACUCUGGCACUUUUCAGCUCUCCGAGGACCCCGUGCUGGUGUCGUACAUUCGUAUAAAGUGUAAAUAUGCAGUUAUUUAAAAAUUAUUAGCUCUGUGAGGGCCUUGGCAUUCUAUUGUUUUUGUGAUUCUGGUUAAGAGGCCUUAGAUGAGUCCAGUGCAAUAAUCCUUUUGUUUGUUUUGGUUGAAGACACAGAACACAUGGCUGAAAAAGCGCCUAAUGUAUCCUUAAUCAACUCUUCUGCCCUUCAGAUUUUAACAGCUAAACAGCAACUCAUUCCAGAUUUUAGAGAAUCAUAUCUUUUUUUGUUUUGGUUUGAUGCACCUUGCUCUCACUGUUACCGUUUUAUUUAAUCGUGUUAAAUCUAUUCCACCAAAACAGGGUUUAUUACAUGUUUUAAACCUGUCGGAUUCUGUUUUUCCCCCUGUACAUGUGUGUGAGUGGAUGUUUUUACACUCGUCUGUCUGGAUUUCACCACUUACUGAAUAUAGUGGUCAAAGUGUUGCAUAUUGUAGCAGAGCCCCAAAGCAGAUCUAUAAAGUUGAUUGUUUUUACAGAAAUCAUUUGUAAACUAAUGUCUAAUGUGUUAAGUGUGAGCUUUCUUUGGUGUGUUACUGAGUUGGUUCAGUGGAGACCUGUACAUACAUAUAAAAAAAAAGAAAUACACAAUCUAAUAUUCUUAA
Messenger RNA from Austrofundulus limnaeus, 4815 nucleotides. RefSeq names its product SCY1 like pseudokinase 2 (gene scyl2). The record is from RefSeq and is a predicted model, not a curated record. The transcript is spliced from 19 exons. Gene Ontology annotation, molecular function: protein kinase activity; ATP binding. Lineage: Eukaryota; Metazoa; Chordata; Actinopteri; Cyprinodontiformes; Rivulidae. The coding region runs from base 346 to 3192 and encodes 948 amino acids. Gene Ontology annotation, biological process: protein phosphorylation.